AUGACGCACAGGAAGGCAGCAGGUGGAUCAACCGACUCCACCAUGGGGGCCUGGUUCUCUUUCCCGGGUAACGACGGGCGUGCGAUCCCAAGAGAGUGGGCAGUUGCAGCUGGAUUGGAUGCCACUCCCUUCAACAUGUGUCGACUGAAGAACGUGGGUCGCCCCGGCCCGCGCACACCAGAAGAAUUCGACGCCUACCACAUUCGCAAUCUCGCGCGCUGGGCCCUCCAACAUUACAACUCCAGCCACCUGGGUGCUGAGUUCCGGUGCCCUGAUCAGCCCACCACCGAGGCGAAGGCAGCCUGUGUUGGCUUCAGGGAAGAUCUCUGGUACCACCUCAACUUCUUGGCCUGCCUAAAGGAUGGCGGCGACGAGCAGAGCUUCUUCGCCGAGCUACGCUAUGUCCGGUGUUCCAGCACAAUAAUCAUCGAAACAUGCACCAUCUUAGAAAAACCGUUUUGCCCCUUUAGAAGCAGUUGCACAUUGUGUCCAGAUGAAUCCAAGAUUUUGCAUCCAAGCGAUGUGGAGCUUGGGUGUGGGAAGGAGGGCCACCAAGAGGAAUUCUUCCGCGAGAGGUGUGGAUGGAACGGACAUGUAAAGGAAUUUUUCAGUCCAAGGGAGAUGCUAGCGAUACCCUCCAAGUUAGGAGGACCAGUGCCUCGAUAUAGACUGGAGUAA
Molecule: messenger RNA, 678 nt
Organism: Triticum turgidum subsp. durum (durum wheat)
Lineage: Eukaryota; Viridiplantae; Streptophyta; Magnoliopsida; Poales; Poaceae
Source: the annotation of a GenBank genome assembly